AUGGGAAUACAGUUGAAUACGGAUGAAAUAGCGAUGGUCAACGAAACUUGGCUUAAACUGAUGAAAACCCCAAAAGAGUCAGGGGUCCUACUAUUCAUAAAUUUAUUCAAGGCCUACCCAGAUUACAAAAAUCUUUUUAUCAAAUUGGAACGAAUCUCGAUGGAAGAUUUAGCCAGUUCUAGACAAAUGAAAGCUCACGGUGUCACGCACCUCCGUUUCUCGUCCAGAGCUUUCGCUACCUCCGGAUUCCCUCACCAUGUCUCCUUAGAUGGCCCUCUUGUCUAUUCACAUUUCUCGUCAGUUGACCUCACCCAGAAUUUGUGGAUAGUCUUUUUGGAUACUUGUGGUGGUGUAUUGGGGGAUUCCUUUUCGGAGGCCGAAGCCGCAGCUUGGAAAAAAAUGUUUGCGAUUAUGGAAAAAUAUAUAUUCAAAGGAUUGCAACAAGAUGACUAA
This is a messenger RNA of Gordionus sp. m RMFG-2023, 453 nucleotides long. Its product is annotated as globin-1-like. NCBI's taxonomy places the organism in Eukaryota, Metazoa, Nematomorpha, Gordioida, Chordodea, Parachordodidae. Gene Ontology annotation, biological process: oxygen transport; response to hypoxia. The coding region runs from base 1 to 453 and encodes 150 amino acids. The transcript has 4 exons. Gene Ontology annotation, molecular function: heme binding; oxygen binding; oxygen carrier activity. The record is from RefSeq and is a predicted model, not a curated record.